CCCGCCGUGUCGUCCGUCCUGCUCGCCCCUUCCCCGCCAGCCUCAGCCUUCCCUCUCGCCCUCUCUUUCUCCUAACGUUUAAUCUAUCUCAACUCGCAUCCUCGACCCCGUUCUCGUCUCCUCCAAGAGUCGUCCCCGCUCCUUCCUUCAAGGAACUCCGAUCCUCUGUAUCCGUAGCAUCAUCCCCCUCUCCAGAUGGCCACUCACGGUCCAAUCAACGGCGUCAAGAUCUCUCCCGUCGACGAUCCCCGCAAGAUCGUCAAGGUCGUCGCUUCCGACGGCAAGUCGGGAGAGACCCGUGAUCUCAUUUACACCAACUGCAAAGUCAUCGGAAACGGCUCUUUCGGUAUCGUCUUCCAGGCAAAGCUCCUCGAAGACUCCAACCCCGUCUGUGACAUCGCCAUCAAGAAGGUCUUGCAGGACAAGAGGUUCAAGAACCGUGAAUUGCAGAUCAUGAGACUCGUCUCACAUCCCAACGUCGUCGACCUUAAAGCCUUUUUCUACUCUAAUGGUGACAAGAAAGAUGAAGUGUACCUCAACCUUGUGCUCGAAUAUGUCCCGGAGACCGUGUACCGCGCUAGCCGGCACUACGCCAAGCUCAAGCAACCGAUGCCCAUGCUCCAAAUCAAGCUGUAUAUGUAUCAACUCCUCCGCUCCCUCAUGUACAUCCACUCCAUCGGCAUUUGCCACCGCGACAUCAAGCCUCAGAACCUCCUUCUCAACCCUGCUACCGGCGUCCUGAAGCUCUGUGACUUUGGCUCAGCCAAGAUCCUUGUCGCGGGCGAGCCCAACGUCAGCUACAUCUGCUCCCGCUACUACCGUGCGCCAGAGCUCAUCUUCGGCGCGACGAACUACACGACAAACAUUGACAUCUGGUCAACUGGAUGUGUCAUGGCGGAGCUCAUGCUUGGGCAGCCUCUGUUCCCCGGAGAGAGUGGAAUCGACCAGCUGGUCGAGAUCAUCAAGGUCCUCGGCACUCCAUCGCGAGAGCAGAUCAAGACGAUGAAUCCCAACUACAUGGAGCACAAGUUCCCACAGAUCAAGCCUCACCCUUUCUCCAAGGUCUUCCGGCCUCGCACAGCACCGGAAGCUAUCGACCUCGUUGCGAAGUUGCUCGAGUACACGCCUGAGGCGCGGCUGAGCGCGGUCGAGGCGAUGUGCCACCCGUUCUUCGACGAGCUGCGGCAAGAGGGUGCGAAAAUGCCCAACGGGAAGGAGUUCCCGCCUCUCUUUGACUUUACUCGGGAAGAGCUCUCAGUACGGCCGGACCUGAUCCGCCAGCUUGUUCCGCCACACACCGAGGCUGAGCUCGCGUCGCGUUCGAUCCACCUGGAUUCGUUUGUUCCGAUACCGCUGGAGCAGCUAAGAAUCUCCUUGGACUAAGGAGCUGGCGAAGAGGAAGGACACGUUCCCUGUCCGCACGGGACUCGUAGUAUUUUCGUAUAGCGAUGCAGCCCUACGCGCGCGCAAGGGUAGCCCCGUCGUUUGCCAUGUCCCACGUCGUCGCGUUGCCUUUUUGCUCUAUUGGUCGCAGCGUUGUGGCCGUCGUCAUCGCCGUCUGUCCGUUUUGUCACGCCAUGUCCGAUACAUCUCAUGUCUCACAUCAUCACCACUCGUACCGUCCUGGCGUCGCGUCGUGUCCGGUUGUCUUAUAUAUCUCUGAGUUUGUAUGGCUGGGCUUGCCGCUGCGAUGCACGUACAUAUUUGUAUACACGACCCGAGAAUGUCGUCACGAAGAAAUAAGCAUUUUGCAUUGCAC
This is a messenger RNA of Dichomitus squalens LYAD-421 SS1, 1759 nucleotides long. Its product is annotated as Pkinase-domain-containing protein. Bases 196 to 1383 code for a protein of 395 amino acids. Gene Ontology annotation, cellular component: cytoplasm. The record is from RefSeq and is a predicted model, not a curated record. Gene Ontology annotation, biological process: protein phosphorylation; signal transduction. The transcript has 7 exons. Lineage: Eukaryota; Fungi; Basidiomycota; Agaricomycetes; Polyporales; Polyporaceae. Gene Ontology annotation, molecular function: ATP binding; protein serine/threonine/tyrosine kinase activity; protein serine/threonine kinase activity.